GGGAACUGGAGAUCCUAUUCCUCCCCACAAUCUCCCAUAGUCCCACAUUCCCACCUUUCUUCGCAAUCUCAGAAAACCCGGCCUCUCUCUCUCGGAAUAAAGAAAAUGGCAGCAAAGUUGAUCCUUUCUGUUCUUCUUUGCCUGUUGGCCAUCUUGGCCGUUGAUUAUGCCCAAGGUGUGUCCUCAGCCCACGCCCCAGCACCGUCCGUGGACUGUUCGAGCCUGAUCCUGAAUAUGGCUGACUGCCUGUCCUUUGUCACCAACGGCAGCACCAUCACCAAGCCAGAGGGCGGUUGUUGCGUUGGCCUCAAGACUGUGCUCAAGGCUGAUGCCGCAUGCCUCUGUGAGGCCUUCAAGAGCAGUGCUUCUCUCGGUGUCGUCUUGAAUGACACCAAGGCUAACUCCCUCCCCGCCGCUUGCAAAGUCACUGUUCCCGCCGCCGCUAACUGCGCAUUGUCUUUGACUCCUGGUGCUGCUCCUGGUAUGUUUUGAUCCUCAUCUUGAUUCGCGCUAUGUUUCUUAUAUAUAAAGAGAGAGAGAGAGAGAGAGAGGGUUCUGCGAGA
Molecule: messenger RNA, 563 nt
Organism: Alnus glutinosa
Lineage: Eukaryota; Viridiplantae; Streptophyta; Magnoliopsida; Fagales; Betulaceae
Product: non-specific lipid transfer protein GPI-anchored 31-like
Exons: 2
Coding region: 106-492 (128 amino acids)
Biological process (GO): lipid transport
Molecular function (GO): lipid binding
Source: RefSeq, a predicted model, not a curated record